AUGGAGCAGGGGCGGGACUCCACGCUGCUGCAUUCGCAGCCGGAGUUGUCGCCGUUGGAGGCCGAGGUGCUGGAAGAGUACGAAAAGUUGGCGGAUAAUAUGAAGAAGCUUGCUUCAACACUCGAAGACCUGAGCGGCUCGCCGAGCACCGAGAUCCUCGACGGCCUGCGGGAGCUGGAGCGCAAGACGAGCUUGGUGUUUACGCUCCUCAAGGCGAGCGUGUACAGUAUAGUGCUGCAGCAGGAGAUCGAUUGGGGUGACCAAGCCAGGAGCCAGGAGGAGGAGGAGGAGUAG
Messenger RNA from Colletotrichum paranaense, 294 nucleotides. RefSeq names its product DASH complex subunit Dad3. Gene Ontology annotation, biological process: attachment of spindle microtubules to kinetochore. The record is from RefSeq and is a predicted model, not a curated record. Gene Ontology annotation, cellular component: mitotic spindle; DASH complex. Bases 1 to 294 code for a protein of 97 amino acids. Gene Ontology annotation, molecular function: microtubule plus-end binding. The transcript is spliced from 2 exons. NCBI's taxonomy places the organism in Eukaryota, Fungi, Ascomycota, Sordariomycetes, Glomerellales, Glomerellaceae.